AGAUGGGUCACGGAUUCAGGGAUUCAGGGGUCGACUCGCCCAAGGAGUCUUCGAUGUUUAAUUCGCUUUCAUCCCACCUCGGCCGGGUUUGCUGACCGUCACCAGUCCUUCACUGCACAAGAAUCCCCUUGUGUCCUGGUCAACGAAUCUCGAAGAUUGGGCAUAUAUAAAGGCCCUCAGUAGCCGCCUUGCCUUCUGCCAGAACCUCCCGACAACAUCAUUUCAGCUACCUGAUCUUAGGUCGGAAAACAUUCACUACACCUUCACUCACUUCACUCACGACUCACAACCCGGUUGUUACCAUGACUUCACCGCUCGACCCGCACACCAAGUGCUAUUCGCACAUCAACGACGGCACUCAGGCUUUGCUCGACCGCUUCGCCGUGUCGGAGCUUUGCAAGGGAUGGCCCGUCUAUCGCGAUGCAUCCGAGUGGAAGAACUUUCGUUCCCUGUUUACCGACGAUGCCACUGUUUGGACGACCUGGAGCGGCCCCCGCUCCAUCGACGAUUUCAUCGCCAUCUCCAAAGCGGGCAAAGAAAACGGCGCCUUCAUCAUGCACCGCGAGUGCGGCACCCUCGUCGAGCUCAGCUCCGACCGCAACCGCGCCAUCGGCAAAAUGAAAGCCACCAUCACCCAGCGCUUCCGCUGGGCUCGCGGUGGCCACUGCAGGGACGAGACGAACGGCACCACUUCCAACGGCACCAAUGGCACCGAGACCAAAGUUCCAGUUCCAACUGAGUUCGACGUUGACUGCGACUGCCGCUUCAUCUUCUUCUGCGAGAAAAAUCCCACCACCGGCGAGUGGAAGACCAAGUACGUCAAGCUGUUCUACGAAAAGGACAAGGUCGUGCCCGUCAACGCUUGUCCCAUGCGCCACUCGCCGAAAUUCUCUCCCGAGGAACUCGCAAAGUACCCCGUCGGCUACCGCUACCUUGGUGCCGCACAGGCCAGGCUCGGGUAUAAGAUUGACUGCGUGCUUCCGACAGCCAGCGGGGAGCUGUGGGACAGGAUGUAUGCCGAGAUGGAGAAGUGGUUGGAUGGGAAGGAAGUGGAUCUGUUUUGGGAGCAUGGCUCGGAGCAGAAGUGACGGGCUAUUCAUGGAUUCGAUUCGGUAACGGAGACGGUGGGCGCAGCAAUCGGUCACGGUGAUACCCCGGAACUGGUCACAAGGCGUUUUACAGACAGACGUGGGAUGAUGGGUCAGGCGCCGUCUAGAUAGGUUGCUUUACCUUAGCUGAGGGAUAUGUAGAUGAAACGGCCGAGGGAUGAACGAAUCCGGAGGGUGCAGGACCAGCACCCUUCGCCAGGCAGCGGGCUUGGAGGAUUUGUUACCUCGAUGAGUACCUUAUGAUCUCUUCUUGUGUUGCCUGCCAGUGAGCUGACGUUUGCGUUUUCUCUGUACAUGUACUCAGCUCAGCUUGAUGUUACUGUCAGUUUGUGCACCUGUGAUGUUGU
This is a messenger RNA of Canariomyces notabilis, 1456 nucleotides long. RefSeq lists its product as uncharacterized. The record is from RefSeq and is a predicted model, not a curated record. Gene Ontology annotation, molecular function: protein binding. The coding region runs from base 303 to 1088 and encodes 261 amino acids. The transcript is spliced from 3 exons. NCBI's taxonomy places the organism in Eukaryota, Fungi, Ascomycota, Sordariomycetes, Sordariales, Chaetomiaceae.